This is a messenger RNA of Microthlaspi erraticum, 552 nucleotides long. Lineage: Eukaryota; Viridiplantae; Streptophyta; Magnoliopsida; Brassicales; Brassicaceae. The record is from the annotation of a GenBank genome assembly.
AUGUCGUCCCCUAAGAAGAAGAGGAAGAAGACGACGAAUCUGUCACUUAAGUCAUCGCCGUUUCUCCCUCCGACGCCGCAAUCGACGGUCAACCUCAAAUUUGCCACAUCCGGAUUAUUUGCUUCUGAGCUGCUUCGCACGAGUCUAGAGACUGCACUAUCCGACUCUCUCCCUCCCGUCGCCGCAACAACUUCGGAUCCGCCAAUCUUAGUCCUUGGGUCUCUUCGCCUUCGCCUCUGGUUCCUCCGUCCAGCUCGUCUCCACUAUCCCUCUCCCUCCUCCUCCUGGUGCCCUCUCCCCUUCGUCACUUCCGUCGCUGGAUCCCUUUCUCUCUCCCCCGCAAUCUGCUCUCCACCAAGCCCUCCGCCUCCCACCUUCUCCUCGCCGUUGCCGACCACAACGACCGUGUCGCCCUCUCACAUCGCCGGAAUCAGACCAGAUGUCGCCACAUACAACUCUCUAAUCGCCGGAGUGGCGAGACGGCUGAUGCUGGAUCCUGUCUUCUACCUGUUCGACGAAAUGCUUGAGUGGUCAAGGAAUAUGAAACGUUAA